This is a messenger RNA of Sebastes umbrosus (honeycomb rockfish), 917 nucleotides long. RefSeq names its product NIP7 nucleolar pre-rRNA processing protein (gene nip7). Gene Ontology annotation, cellular component: preribosome, large subunit precursor; nucleus; nucleolus. NCBI's taxonomy places the organism in Eukaryota, Metazoa, Chordata, Actinopteri, Perciformes, Sebastidae. Gene Ontology annotation, molecular function: RNA binding. The transcript is spliced from 5 exons. Gene Ontology annotation, biological process: ribosomal large subunit biogenesis; ribosome assembly. The record is from RefSeq and is a predicted model, not a curated record. Bases 119 to 661 code for a protein of 180 amino acids.
AGAAGAAGAAGAAGAAGAAGAAGAAGACGACAUCCGGGUCUGACCCACGUUUUCACGUUUCUCUCACAGGAUAUACAACAACUUACUCGCUCUUAAAAGUUGCUUUUAAAUACUCAAAAUGAGGCCACUGACAGACGAAGAGACGAAAGUGAUGUUUGAGAAGCUGUCGAAAUACAUCGGUGAGAACAUCAAACUACUGGUGGACCGACCUGACGGCUCCUACUGUUUCAGGCUACACAAUGACCGUGUGUACUACAUGAGUGAGAAGAUCCUGAAGUUGGCCACACACAUCUCCCGGGACAAGCUGGUGUCAGUGGGAACCUGUUUUGGAAAGUUCACAAAGACCAUUAAAUUCCGCCUGCACAUCACAGCUCUGGAUUUCUUGGCUCCCUAUGCAAAGUUCAAGGUGUGGGUGAAAUCUGGAGCAGAGCAGUCUUUCCUCUAUGGGAACCAUGUGCUAAAAUCUGGGCUCGGGAGAAUCACUGAGAACACUAAUCAGUACCAGGGAGUCGUUGUCUACUCCAUGACGGACGUGCCACUGGGUUUUGGAGUGGCAGCCAAGUCUACCCUGGAGUGUCGGCGAGUGGACCCCAUGUCCAUCGUAGUGUUCCACCAGGCCGACGUAGGAGAGUUCAUUAGGAGUGAAGACACGUUAACAUAAAGAUACAUCAACAGCUGGACUUUCAAAUGCCCCUUUUCUUAAUCCAUUUCAUACCCAGUAACAUCCACACCCAGAACACCGGCCCAUAUUUCCAAUGCAGUCGAGGGACUGAAACGAAACCCUCUACUGACUCACCUUGGGAUACCGCUGCCAUCUACAGGAUUCCCUCUUCAUAGAGCCUCCUGAUUAAAAGGAAGUGUUUUGUGCAUUUCUUCUGUAAAUGUCCUUUUUCAAAUAAAUCCAUAAUGUCUUUGUA